AUGUAUACCACCCCAGCCCCACCAGACGUCACCAGAAGGAACUCCCAGCCCAGCACUUUGCAGAGGACUCUUGGCGGCCUGGAAGGAAAGAGAGGCCAGACCACCAGCAUCUUCCCUGGCUUUCUGGCACUCCUGGUCAUCCUCCUGGUCAUCAUGGCGGCCUGCAUCCUGUGGCGCUGGAACAAACGGAAGAAGCGUGAAGUGCCUUACUUCCAGGUAGCUCCGUCGCUGACUCUGCCUCCACCCAGACAGAGAGCCAAAAAUAUUUAUGACUUCUUGCCCCAUCAGCAGGCACAGUUGGGGAGACAUCAGUCGAAUGGCUUCAGUACUGAGAGCCUCCUCUCCAGAGAUUCUGACAGCCCUGAGCAUGAGGCCUCUCAGGCACUCAGCUCCCUUCAGAUACACAGAGCCUCUGUUCAUGCUGUGGCAUACACAGUAGGCAUCUAUGACAAUGGCACAGUGCCCCAGAUGUGCGGGGACCUUGCCCCCUCAGCACCUUACAACAGUGUCGGAACCUCCAGAAAUAACUCCAGCAUAUCUUCCAGGGAGUCAAACGAUUAUGUCAAUGUCCCUACAGCAGAGGAGAGCAGUGAGGCUCUAACUGCUCCCAAAAGCACUCCUGAGAGUCACCUUGGUCUUCCCAGUGCCCAGAAGCUGGAGUUUGCUGAAGCAGGGCAUGCAGGCUCUGGGGCUGCCUCUGACCACACUGCUCUGUGGGCUCCAGGAAGUAAGCGCAGUGAUUCCCUCAGUGAUGGAGAAGCUUCAUCUCAGACUUCAAAUGACUACGUCAAUAUGACGGCUUUGGAUCUAGAGGACAUUCAAGAGUAUCAGCCCAGCGUGGCUCUUCAGUGCUGCAGGGAUUAUGAAAAUGUCCCAUCAGCAGAUCCCAACGGAAGCCAGCCGCAGACUUGGGAAGAAGUGACAUCUUCCAAUACGGAUCAUGGGGACCCCGUCUGGAGAGCCCUGUCCUCCGUGUAUUAUAUGGCGUUCCAGCCAUCUACACAGAGCGAGGAGAGUGAAGCGGCACAGGCAGAAGAGCAGUCAAGUGAAGACUCUAACGACUACGAGAAUGUGCUACCUGCCAACUUAGAAGGCAGGGACUGUGAACAGGGGCCUGGUGCUUGGCAUCAUUCUGAUGAGGGAACACAAAGCUACCUAGCUGGGAAGCCUGAUGGGGUGGACUACCCUGCUGGGUCUUUAGCCACUGAUCUCUCUAGUGAAGAAGCCUAG
Messenger RNA from Microtus ochrogaster (prairie vole), 1230 nucleotides. RefSeq names its product lymphocyte transmembrane adaptor 1 (gene Lax1). Gene Ontology annotation, cellular component: plasma membrane. The transcript has 5 exons. Lineage: Eukaryota; Metazoa; Chordata; Mammalia; Rodentia; Cricetidae. The record is from RefSeq and is a predicted model, not a curated record. Gene Ontology annotation, biological process: immune response; antigen receptor-mediated signaling pathway; lymphocyte activation. Bases 1 to 1230 code for a protein of 409 amino acids.